Molecule: messenger RNA, 2332 nt
Organism: Caenorhabditis sp. 36 PRJEB53466
Lineage: Eukaryota; Metazoa; Nematoda; Chromadorea; Rhabditida; Rhabditidae
Source: the annotation of a GenBank genome assembly
AUGAAUUUGCUCCAAAAACAAUCGCCAUCAUCGUCGUCGCACAGCUCACGGAGCUCUCAAAGUGCUCCAGGAGCGUCUGGAGCACAAUUUUCAAUUGAGAAUAUUCUGAAUUUGUGUCCGAAAGUGGAGAUAAAAGAGGAAGAGGAAGAGGAAGAAGAAGAAGAAGAAGAAGAAGAGGGAGUGAGUUCUUCUCCGUCUCCCACUUGCUCGACAACCAGUUUCACGUUGGACUCGCUCCACAAUUCCGAUCGGAGGAGUUUGAAUAAAAAAAGGUGCUGCUGCUGCGGCCAUGAUGUAAUAAUUAAUUACUGACGCCUGCAAUUUUUUUCCAGCUCUUCGCACCGAUGUGUAUGUGAUUUGUGUGGAAAAAGCUACGCGACGACGUCGAAUUUGAGCCGACAUAAACAGGUACAUUUAUUUGAAAAGAAAGAGAGAGACUCGUUCACGCCUCGUGAAAAUGUGUAUCUUGUGAAACGGUGAAUCGAUGGCAUUUGCUGUCUCGAACUAACUGCUGCGACAAUGCGAAUCGAGAAUCGACAAAGAAUUUGCAUUGUUUUCGAAAGUGCGCCCCGCCCAAUAGAGCGAUACAUUGGCGCGAAGUUCAAAUUUUAACAGCAAAUUUUGUGUUUUUCGCCAAAUUAGUCACGAAAAAUCGAUAAUUUCUGAUUUUUCUCACGAUACACCGAUUGUAUAGGCUAUUACGAAUUUUUAAAGCGCAAGAGCGUUAAAUUUGGUCAAAUCGCAAAUCACAUUUAUCCGUUUGAAGGUUUUUGGAUAAAACUGCGUGAAUUUCAGUUGCUUUUCGGUAGUUUUCACGGUUCGAGCGCUCAAAAUUCUUGUAUUUACGUGAUUUAUCAUUCUCAAAACCAAUUCUGUCUGAAAACGGUCAAGAAAGCGCAAAAUGAGAGGUGCGGUUUUUAGGCGGCGAUCGGCGGCGAAAAUGAAAAAGCGAAAUCCGCGAAAAAUGCACAUACAAUAUUCCGAUCGGUCCCAAACUUUGCAGGAUUGUUGGACAUGGGUUAAGGGCCGUUGGGACCAAAUUUCAGCCCGAUCGGAGCACCUAGACCCGAGAUUUGUGAAUCGUUGGCCGGAAGCUCGGGCUUUUUGGAAAAAAUCGGCUAAUGAUCCACAUAUCUCGGGAGCCGACGAUCCGAUCGGGCUGAAACUUGGUCCCAACGGCCCUCAAUCCAAGUCCAACAAUUCUCCAAAGUUUGGGUCCGAUCGGAAAACUCCAAUUGUCUAGCCCUGGUGGACUAUCAAUUUUCAGACGCACCGGGCCUUGGACAGUCCGCACGCGAAGCAAUGUCCACAUUGCGAUCGGGUUUAUGUGAGCAUGCCCGCUUUGAGGUAAGUCAACAAUAUCCGCAAACGAAACAUUGAAACAUCAGGUCUGAAACUGAAAUUCUAGUUGCCAAACGUCUGUCAGUUCAAUUCAAUUUUCAGUUAAAGCAGUAAAAACGCAUGAUUGAUGCAUUUUACAAGUUGCAAAGUGUCUUAGUCGGUUGCCAACCGUCCCGCUUUAUUUUUUGCCUUAAAAAAAGAAGAAAAAACUGAUAGUGGCUAGAGCUAGUUUCAAACUGUCUAUCGGUUACAAAACGUUCAAUUCAAUUAACUAUUUUUGUGUUUCCAUGCUAACUACAUUUGUGGAACUAGAAAUUGUCCGAUUUCCGUCCGAUUUCAAAGUGUCCUCCUCUGCUUGUACUAAUACCUUGUGUAAUUGAUCCUUUUCUCUUUGCCCCCCGGUUAAUCCGUCUCCUCCUUUUUCGAUUACUAUUAUUUAAUCACCAACAAUUCGCACCUGCCCCCCUCGUCGGAUAUUGCGCAAUCACCACCUGUACUCUUGAUUGUCUUUUCUCUGCGUCUCUUUGAAUAUUACGCUAUUCUCGCGAGGGGGUGGAGAGUUAUGUAAUAACUGGUAAUAAGAAAAUGAGGAAGCACCUAUCUAUCAUUCGAGAGGUUGGUACUAGCUCUAGUUUUCCAGGGAUACAGAUAAUUAAACAUUUUUCAAACAUUUCUAGCAUGCACAUUCUAACGCACAACGCUUCGCACGAGUGUUCCGUCUGCGGAAAGCGCUUCUCGCGACUUUGGCUCCUGCAGGGACAUCUCCGCUCCCACACAGGACUUCGCCCGUUUCAGUGCGCACAUUGCGGCAAAUCGUUCGCCGAUCGCAGCAAUUUGAGAGCUCACAUGCUUACGCAUACAGGUAAAUUCUAGAGACAAAUUCAAAACAAUACAACAAAAUUCAGGAGACAAACGAUUCGAAUGCGACAAAUGUGGCCGCCGAUUUGCUCUACGCGCCUAUCUGAAUCGCCACCUCGAGUCCUGUAAAUAA